AUGCCUCAAUCCUCUACAUACGGCACAGAAAGUGCAGCAAACAAAGAUAUUGGCGGCAUUCCUACUAUUCAUUAUUUCGAUUUCCAAUCCCGAGGUCGAGGUCAAGUAGUUCGAUUGUGGCUCAUCGAUGCAGGAGCUGCAUUCAAAGAUAUUCGAUACACGUUCGAAGAAUGGCCUGAACAUAAGAGAAGUGGGAAAGUUGCGGAAAUAAAUCCUACGGGAAAUAUACCAGUGGUCGAGAUGCCGGACGGAAAAAUCUUGACACAGAGUUAUGCUAUCCUUAGGCAUUGGUCAAGAUUGCUAGGCGCGUAUGACGGGAAAAAUGAAGAUGAGAAAUAUUGGGCUGAUGCAAUCUGCGAUAUUGUUGUUGACUGGCGAACUCUGUUCAUUUCAGCUUUCUUCUCUGACAACCAAAAAGAGGACUAUCCGAAACAUCAACAAGGCGAUCAGAAGAAAUACCUCAAUGCAAUCGAAACACACUUGAAGGGUUCGGAGCUUUCGAAAAAGGGGCCUUUCAUAAGUGGCAAUGAAAUCACAUAUGCAGACAUGGCUUUAUAUCAAUUACUCCACGAUGAAAGUCUUACUCAAGAUGGACGAAAAGGACUGAAAGAGUAUCCGAGAUUAGUGCAAUUAGUGGAUGCUGUGGAGGACAGACCAAACAUCAAGAAGUUCUUGAAUAGCGAUGCUUAUCUUGGUUAG
Botrytis fragariae is the source of this 699-nucleotide messenger RNA. RefSeq names its product putative glutathione s- protein. The record is from RefSeq and is a predicted model, not a curated record. Gene Ontology annotation, biological process: glutathione metabolic process. The coding region runs from base 1 to 699 and encodes 232 amino acids. Lineage: Eukaryota; Fungi; Ascomycota; Leotiomycetes; Helotiales; Sclerotiniaceae. Gene Ontology annotation, molecular function: glutathione transferase activity. The transcript is spliced from 2 exons.